CGUCAUCAUGCAGAGGUGGGGCAGACAGGUAAAGGUGAGCUGAGCUGCUACGUCGCGCCUUACUGAGGAAAGAAGGAACGUCGGCGGUGAUUUGUUUACUUUUUUCUCGUCUUAAGACAAAAACUGCACAAGCUGUAAGGCCAUGGUGAGGAUAAAGAAAGAGUCACCAGACCGGCCUGACAACACCGCCUUCACUCAGCAGAGGCUUCCAGCAUGGCAGCCCAUUCUGUCCGCAGGCAUCGUCAUCCCAGGCUUUGUCCUCAUCGGGCUCGCUUUCAUCGGCGUCGGAGUCGGUCUGUUUAUCACUUCACGGGACAUUCAGGUGUUGGAGAUUGAUUACACCGGGACGGACCAAACCUCGGACUGCAACAAGUGCACAAACCCAAACACCAAGAACUGCGUGUGCACCCUGAGCUUCAACAUCGACACUCUGUUUAAGGGGCCUGUUUUCUUUUAUUACGGUUUGACCAACUACUUCCAGAACCACAGGAGGUACGGCGUGUCCAGAGAUUACAAACAGCUCUAUGGAGACCUGGCUAAUUUUAAAGAUCCCAGCACAGACUGUGCACCCUACAGGCUGGACAGCAGAAACAAUCCCAUCGUUCCAUGUGGAUCAGUAGCAAACAGCUUGUUUAACGACACCUUCAAGCUGUAUCAGAUUGUCAACGGGCAAAGAAAUGUGGUGCCUUUUGAUGGGAAGGGGAUCGCUUGGUGGACAGACUACAAUGUCAAGUUUAAGAAUCCCGACGUCACGCCUCUGCAGAAUGCCUUCAACGGUACCGUGAAACCUUUAUUUUGGACCAAGGCCGUGUACGAGCUGGAUUUUUCAGACCCGUCCAACAACGGCUUCAUCAACCAAGACUUCCUGGUGUGGAUGAGGAGAGCAGCUCUGCCAAAUUUCAGGAAACUUUAUCGACGGAUCGCAGAGGAGAAUUAUACAAAUGGUCUACCYGCUGGAAACUACAGCCUUGAAAUUUCCUACAACUAUCCUGUUCUGAGUUUUAACGGGAGGAAGAAGGUGGUGUUCAGCAACGUAUCCUGGAUGGGUGGGAAGAACGAUUUCCUGGGCAUCGCCUACCUGGUGAUUGGGUCUCUGUGUGUCGUCAUGUCUGUGGUCAUGCUCAUCGUCUACGCCAAGUUCAAGUUCCCAGAAGACGACUGAGCGUCUGUUCACAGACUGAUGUUACGGAACAGAGGUUUAUUAACUGAAUUUUAUUUUGUAUCUCAUUCAAUGAGCCAAUUCGGGUUUAGAUUUUUAUAGAAAUGAAACAAAUCCACUCAGGAACUGAAGUCUUACUGUUAUGAACAAGUUAGGGUUAUAUUUUAUUGUGCUAAACUUCAUGCUGGAGCUUUUAAUUUGGCUGCAAAGCUACUGACUUUUCUCAAAUUAGGACAUUAUUUUUAAUUCAGGCACAAGUAUAAUGCCUUGUCUUCAAGUAUAUUUUUAAAUGAGGCUUUUGAGUGCAAAAAUGUUACUAGUGAGACUGUUUGACUUGUUUGUAUAUCUUAAAGUUUUGCUUUUAUCUUUAACCKGUGAUCUGCUUCCUCAUGUUAGGUCAAUCAUGUUAAAGUCAUAUUUUACAUGUAAAGCCAUUUAAUGCUCUCCAAACAGUUACACUUCARACGUGGCUUCCAAAUAAGUGCUGUAAAAAAUUGUAAAUAUUUUUUAACUCAGGGAUAUGGUGUAAAUGCUAUUUGUCUUGUUUUCUCUUUAUUUGAAGGCCUUUUUUAAAACUAUGAACACUCUUUAAAACACAGUUGACUUAAUGCUCCUGAUAUUUAUUGAAUAAAACACUUAAACCGUUGCAUUGUUCUAUAUGCAAUUUGAA
Messenger RNA from Austrofundulus limnaeus, 1829 nucleotides. RefSeq names its product transmembrane protein 30B (gene tmem30b). Bases 143 to 1162 code for a protein of 339 amino acids. Gene Ontology annotation, cellular component: endoplasmic reticulum; Golgi apparatus; plasma membrane. The record is from RefSeq and is a predicted model, not a curated record. Gene Ontology annotation, biological process: phospholipid translocation. Lineage: Eukaryota; Metazoa; Chordata; Actinopteri; Cyprinodontiformes; Rivulidae. The transcript is spliced from 8 exons.